This is a messenger RNA of Amborella trichopoda, 1538 nucleotides long. Its product is annotated as ARM repeat superfamily protein. NCBI's taxonomy places the organism in Eukaryota, Viridiplantae, Streptophyta, Magnoliopsida, Amborellales, Amborellaceae. Gene Ontology annotation, molecular function: protein binding. The record is from RefSeq and is a predicted model, not a curated record.
CUCUCUCUCUCUCUCUCUCUCUCUACAAAGCCUUCUGCCCUUCCCCCUCUCGGUAAAAGAAAAGAGGCUUCUCUCUAUCCAUCUACAAAAGGGCACGUCCCUGUAAGAUAGGCCGCCUUCUCUCACGCCCUCCAAAUGGGGAGGCAUCAGCAACAAGAAGAUAGAGAAGAGGAAGCCUGGACUCUCACUAAACAGGCUCUCGUACAAGAAGCAGCCAAAACCCUAUUUAAUGGCACCCUCGAAAACCAGAUACAGGCUGCAAGGGACAUAAGGAAGCUGUCAAAGACCUCUGUAAAAACAAGAGCAAAUUUUGCAGCAGCUGGGGUCAUUCAACCACUGGUUUCAAUGCUCAAUUUGCCCAACGCUGAGGCCAAAGAGGCCUCGCUCCUCGCUCUGCUUAAUCUCGCUGUGAGGAAUGAGAGGAAUAAGGUCAGAAUUGUGAAGGCUGGUGCAGUUCCCAUGCUUGUUGAGCUCCUGAAAUCUGAAAACCCUAGCAUUCGUGAAUCCACCACUGCUGCCAUUCUCACUCUCUCUGCCUCUGCACUAAAUAAACCGAGCAUAGCCUCCUCAGGAGCCACACCCCAUCUUGUCGAAAUCCUCAGUUCAGGAAGCCUCCAAGGAAAAGUUGAUGCAGUUACAGCUCUCUACAAUCUCACUACAUGCACUGAAAACCUCUCUCCUCUUCUUGCCCCACAAGCUGUUCCCCCGCUCCUCAUGCUCCUCAAAGAGUGCAAAAAAUACUCCAAAUUUGCAGAAAAAGCAACCGCUCUCAUAGAACUUCUCUCUAGCUCGGAUGAAGGCUUAUCUGCAAUUUCCAGGGUUGAAAAUGGGAUUCUCACACUAGUUGAGACUAUUGAAGAUGGGUCUUUGCAGAGCACCGAGCACUCAGUUGGGGUUCUCCUAAAGUUGUGCCAAAGUUCUAGAGAGAAGUAUAGAGAGCUUAUUUUGAAAGAAGGGGCCAUCCCAGGCCUUCUACAGCUCACAGUUCAUGGCUCUCCCAAGGCCCAACAGAGAGCUAGGGCUUUGUUAGAGUUACUGAGAGAAAACCCAACUCCAAAAACCCUAGAAUCUUCGGUACUCGAGAGCCUCGUCUUUAAUAUAGCAACUCAGGUUGAUGGUGCAGAGAAGGCAGCUGAAACAGCAAAAAAGUUGUUACAGGAAAUGGUGCAAAGGAGCAUGGAGCUCAGCUUGAGUAGUUUGCAAGAGAGGGCUUCUUCUUCUGAUACUUCUUCUUCUGAACUUCCCUCUAAGUUUGAAGUAGAGCUCGAACCAGAGCUUUAAUGGAGGAGGCCUUUGGCGUUAAGAUACAGUGCCUAGGAGCCAGCCCAGGCUGACAGCUUUGUUGGUAUCAGGUGACUGGUAAGGGCUGUAUCUUAAAACGACUGUAAGUAAACAUUUUACUUGUUGUUUUUCGUACUUCACGUGUACUACUAUCUCUCUACAAUCUCUGCUGUAUAUUUUUUCCGGUUGUAAAUAGAAUAACAAUUCUCUUAAGUUUUCUGAGAAAUACAUGAGAGUUUGGCUUCUUUAUAGUUUUA